AUGGAGCAACUGGGAACUGCUACGGACUCACUGGACGCGUUCAUGGCCACGCUCAGUGGACCAGUUGCUGGGAACAGGCACGAGUGUUUGAGUUUUUCUGUCCCGUAUUCGCGAAACGGUAGCGCUUGCGAACUGGACCCUGUUGCCCAAAGCCACGACAUCCAGCAACAACCACGUCGUUCUCCGUGUCCAAAGGCGGAGCCAGGAUCCCCAACGAAAACCGGUUUGGUCUCCGACGGGCAUGAAAUCGAGCACCUGUGCGCUUCAGAGAAGAACGGGCUUCACCGGAGUGCUGGAAGCUGGCCCUCGGCCGCUGAGCCGUCAUUCUCUGGAACGGGGAACGGCACACCGGGGACCUCGCCUCGACACGAGCCCGCCAAACGACAACGCCAUUGGGGCGCUGCUUCCCGAACCGCACACCUUGCCGAUCGCACUCGACAAGUGCAAGCACUCCAGCCUCGCUCGGAACCGUGCUUGAGCUCACUGCCGGCUAGCAGUCGUCCAGACAACGCCGAUACCGUUUCCGUACCAGCGUCCUCGGAUACCGAAGAUAACGAUGCCGCUUCUGGCAGUAUGCAGGUCGAGGGCGUUACCGCAGAUCGUCGUCAUCGAACGGUAUCCGAAGCGCCGGGUGUUCUCGUUCGCGACCUCGAACAGCCGCAUCGUCUGCUCGGCGUAUCGCUAUUGCACAACUGGGAACAGACCGGACUCCCUACCACGAUCCUUGACUGGUUGAAAGACGGUCUGGGCAUGGGGCACCCCACGCUGGUGCAACGUGCUUGCAUUCCGGUGCUGGUGCGUGGUCACCAUUGUGUGGGCGUCGCCGAAACCGGCUCCGGUAAGACGCUGGCGUACCUGGUGCCGCUUGUGCGGUACCUCAUUCGCUCAUGGCGUGAUAGAGGACGCCGACGAACGUGUCCGGUUGCGGUCGUCAUCACACCAACCCGUGAACUAGCCAUGCAGGUACACAAGUUGCUGGUGACGCUGCUGCAGCACCUCAGUUGGCCAUCGUGCAGUGCGCUGGAACCCGAGCGAUACGCUGCUGAUGCUAGUUUUCGUGCUAGCGUUGCUGACCCUGAUAUCGCGGUGCCUGCGAUGCCCGAGUCUUGGUGUUUAUGUGCCUACGGCGGUGCAGACUUGGCGGCCAAUGUGGCGACGCUCUGCCGCGGCGUUCGGGUCCUCAUCGGAACACCCGGGCGCUUGAUAUCCCUUCUCCAGUUGAACCGAGGGAGAUUCCUGCAUCUACGUGGUACGGCGCUUCUGGUUUUGGAUGAGGUCGACAGGCUUCUGGAUCUGGGAUUCGCGCCACAGAUCCAACGCAUUCUCGCUGCGACUUCAACGCAGGUCCAAAUGGCGUUCUUCUCGGCAACAUUGCCGCCAAUUAUGGAAAAGCUCAUUCGCAAACUCAUAUCGCAGCAGAGACAGGCAGCGAUCGCCAGUGAUGGAUCGCAUCAUCAGCGCUAUCGGGCACGUCGUCGACUGGUGCUUAUCCGGUGUACGACACGGCCGUUAACCAUGCCGCAGUCGCCAGGAUCAGCGUAUGAACCGGGCAUUCCGUUAACCAUUCAACAACGUGUACACGUGUUACCGGAAACGGACCCACCGCAAGCGGUGGAGCAGGGUGAAGCGGCUCGGUUUGCGGCGCUAUUGGAUCUUCUGGACAGGCAUACAACAGCUCGAAUGCUGGUGUUCGUUUCCCGUCAAGAACAGGUGGACCUGCUCUUUCAACGACUCGUAGAAUGGCAUCGACAGGAGAAGCAGCAGGCGUCGAAGCGUGCUCCGGCGUUGCGACGCGCCGCAAACGAGGCAAUAGAGCACAUGUUGGCGCUCCAUGGUGGUAUUGAUCAAGGCGAUCGCGACGACACCUGGGAUCUCUUUCGACAUCCACUGAAACGAUCGGCGGACGCAGGCUCACACGCAAGUUGUCGUUUGCUCCUGGCGACAUCGUUGGCUGCCCGUGGCCUCGACGUUCCAGACCUGGAUGUGGUCGUCAAUUUCCACGCUCCUCGAUCACUCGAGGACUACGUGCAUCGUGUUGGACGGACAGGUCGAGCAAAUCGUCUCGGGGUAGCGUAUACGCUUUUCGUGCCGCAUCAGGAUGAUUUUGCGGCGCCGUUCCUGGUCCAGUGUCUGGAAGCAGCGGGUCAAGAGGUGCCGUCUGCGUUGGCGACGGCCCGGGAACGUUGGAUGGGUACCAAGCGGCCCCGCUUCGCCCGGCAAGGAGCACAGAUGCCUAUGAUCGAAUGCGGCGCGACUCGUUCACAUGUCGCUGCGCCGGCUGCAACCCGAAGAACGAUCGAGAAAUCGAGGGAAACCAGGAGCGUCUCUGGAGACGUGGCAAGUUAUCCGCCAAUGUCGCCAGUUGAAGCGAGUCGCCCUGCAACGCGGCAUGUGGGGCGAUCCCCGAAGACCGAUGACCCACCAGCUGCAUCAUUCGACGGUGACGGUGCCCGGACGGUUUCGCAUGCCUCGAGCAGCAUGCACGGUUGUGGUUAUUCGACGGGACUAGCUUCAGCGGCACCUCAGCAACAGCAACAACAACAACAACAACAGUCGAUUCCGAGUGCCUCGGGGCAUCGCUGUCGACGGGUGGAGUGGCGUCCACCAGAGUACCGAGGCCGCGGCUUCACUUUCGACACGCGUGAUCUGGAGCGCCUUCGGCGUCGUCUCGUGCCGGCAGCGACUACGGAUAGCAUUCUACUCGGUGCUGGGGCGGAUUCAUCUCUGGUGGAGCAGCACCAGCUCGACGCGUGCAGCGCCAAAGACGCGGUAUUAUGGGCGGACGAAUGUACCGCUAUCCUUGUGAUCAAUGGUUAUCCAGGAACAGUUCGCCAACGCGUGACCAGCUCAGCGUUUCUGCGACAUAUUUUCGAGAAACACGGUUGUCGGGUGUUGGUCAAGGGUGCGUAUCAGCGCAACCUGCCAGAGCGACGCUCUCGAGCAACGUUUCACGCGAUGCCCGAGAUCCAAAGGCCUUUGUACCUGUGGUUUGAGGCACCGACAACAGCUGCGUUGCAGGGUGCACUGCAACACGCGCAGCAUGAGCUCGCCUCGGAUAAAUCGAUCGAAGAGACGAUGUUCUAG
This is a messenger RNA of Cyanidioschyzon merolae strain 10D, 3084 nucleotides long. Its product is annotated as probable DEAD/DEAH box RNA helicase. The record is from RefSeq and is a predicted model, not a curated record. Gene Ontology annotation, cellular component: nucleus. The transcript has a single exon. Gene Ontology annotation, molecular function: ATP binding; nucleic acid binding. Bases 1 to 3084 code for a protein of 1027 amino acids. Gene Ontology annotation, biological process: mRNA splicing, via spliceosome. Lineage: Eukaryota; Rhodophyta; Bangiophyceae; Cyanidiales; Cyanidiaceae.